UGUUUUUUGACAUUGCAUCCGCAUAUGAUAAUGUCCUUCUUCCUAUACUCAGACAAAAAAUGAUCCAGCUGAGUAUCCCAGAGAAGAUGGUUAACUUCAUAUUUAAUUUAUUCUCCGCUAGAGCCAUUUUAAUUUCUUCCCAAAACUCUUUACUUCCUCCUAGACUUCUAUGGAAGGGUCUCCCUCAGGGAUCAGUUUUAAGCCCACUACUAUACAAUUUGUAUACCUACGACCUAGAACUUUCCGUAAAUUCAUUUUGCAACGUACUACAAUACGCGGAUGAUUUGGCUCUAUACGUCUCAGCCAAAGACUUAGGGGAUGCCUCUGCUCGCCUCAACUCCGCUAUUAACUAUCUCCAUGACUGGUUAGGUAAUCAUGGUCUAUCCCUUUCAGUUGAGAAGAGCAGUGUAGUGACAUUCUCUCGCAUGCGAUCUAUUCCCGACGUCAUUAUUUCAUUUGAUGGCAAAAUAUUCCCAGUGCGAAACUCAGUAAAAUUUCUCGGGGUCGUUUUUGACUCGCGUAUGACCGGUGUCCAACACAUUAAUCACAUCAUCAAAAAGUGCGAAAAGAAUAUCCAUAUCCUUCGCUCCCUGUCAGGCGUAUGGUGGGGAUCACAUCCGUACACACAAAAGCUAUUAUAUAAUGCUUUGGUGCGCAGCCAUUUUGAUUAUGGCACCCACAUUCUAGAACCCUGCAAUAAGUCUGCCUUAACCUCCUUGGACAGGGCCCAAUCAAAGUGUCUGCGUAUCAUAAUCGGAGCAAUGAAGUCCUCUCCCAUCAACGCCCUUCAGGUCGAAUGUGCAGAACCUCCGUUGCACUUGAGGAGACAGUACUUAUCGGACAGAUUCAUUUACAAAAUUUUUCAGCUUUCCAACCACCCCCUUAUUUCAAAGUUACAUACUCUUUCAGAACACAUCUCUUCCAGCAGUUACUGGAGACAUAAGUCCCACCCAGUCCUCUUCACUAGUUUUGUUAGAUUUAUCAGCCUCCCCUGUCCCGUCUAUCAAUGUAGGUUAAAUCCUCUAUUUCUUGCAUCCUAUAAUGCAAUUCUAUACCGCCCGGACAUCGUUCUAAAUAUCGGAAUAAACAAAGACGACCCCGAUGCAAACGCCAAAUUUAACUCUGUCGUUAAUGAUAAGUGGAAUGGUUGGCAUAUUAUGUUCACUGACGCAUCAAAAAUAAAAGCUGACGGCUGUGUAGGCUUCGCUAUCUGGAUACCGGAGUACAACAUCAUUUUAAACUUUAAGUGCCCCCCUCAAGCCUCGAUUUUUACAGGAGAGGCGCUAGCUAUUCUUGAAGCCUUGAUGUUUAUAGAAUCACAUAAGCUACACAACACGGUGAUAUUCACUGACUCUAGAAGCUGCCUACAGGCUAUCCUUGCAAACCAAUUCAGGUCCAAGUCAAAAUUCCCUUUUGUUCUGAAUAUCAAAGAAAUUCUUUUUCGGUGUCACGUAUCUGGCAUAAAAGUCACCCUAGCUUGGAUCCCGGGACACAGCGGUAUAGUGGGUAAUGAGGGUGCUGAUCAGUGUGCUAAAGAUGCCACGAAAACCGGUAGUGAUACUCAUUAUGCAACUUAUGCACAAGAUCUAACGUCUAUAGCUAAGGAUGAUCUUAUAUCACGCUGGAAUGAAGCGUGGAACCUUUCGAAACGCAAUAAAGGCAAACAUUACGCGGAUGUUCAAGACACACUGCUCGCUCGGCCUUGGUUUUUUAAAUAUAGAAAAGCCAACAAGAGGGUCACGUCCACAAUAUGUAGGUUAAGGUUAGGCCAUGCUUGUACCCCGGUUCACCUAGCUAAGAUAAGGGUCAAGGAUAGCUCCCUCUGUGAGUGUGGGCUUGAGGAGGGAUCAGCAGAACACAUUUUCUUUAACUGCCCUAGGAGACCGUCACUUUACGAAGCGCUACCGGACACUAUCCCCAGACCGACGAAUUUCAAAUCUUUGUUAGGCCUCGUACAUACUCCUUUUGUAAGUAAUUCAACAGUCGAUUACUUUGUCAAAUAAUAAUAAUCAAAAUUGAUGUGACCUUGUGCAAUCACGAAACCCACCCAAUAAACAAGAGUCCACACCUAAAGACACCUGGAUUCAGUCAAAACCACAGACCAAGCUCUAUGAACUGGAUUUUGGCGAAAUCAAAAAGGACCGCCA
This is a messenger RNA of Papilio machaon (common yellow swallowtail), 2147 nucleotides long. RefSeq lists its product as uncharacterized. Lineage: Eukaryota; Metazoa; Arthropoda; Insecta; Lepidoptera; Papilionidae. Gene Ontology annotation, molecular function: RNA-DNA hybrid ribonuclease activity; nucleic acid binding. The transcript has 2 exons. Bases 60 to 2003 code for a protein of 647 amino acids. The record is from RefSeq and is a predicted model, not a curated record.